Molecule: messenger RNA, 1498 nt
Organism: Hydra vulgaris (swiftwater hydra)
Lineage: Eukaryota; Metazoa; Cnidaria; Hydrozoa; Anthoathecata; Hydridae
Product: CCA tRNA nucleotidyltransferase 1, mitochondrial
Biological process (GO): tRNA 3'-terminal CCA addition; mitochondrial tRNA 3'-end processing
Cellular component (GO): mitochondrion
Molecular function (GO): tRNA binding; nucleotidyltransferase activity
Source: RefSeq, a predicted model, not a curated record
AAUAAUUUUUUAAUUAUAGAUAUAAUUAUAUUUCAAAAUGAGAUGCUAAAAUGUAUUCGUGCAUCAUACAUCAGCACAACUACAAUAAAAAUGAUGAGUUCAUACUCUAAACAGCUUGAUAGAUUCAAGUUUCCUGGCAUAAAGAGUCUUUUAGAUGAUGAUGUUGUAGGCUUGUGUAAUAUUUUUAUAAAAAAGGGUUUUGAAAUCCGAAUUGUUGGGGGGGCAGUUCGAGAUGUACUAUUAGGCAAUCCAGCUAAAGAUAUUGAUCUUUCCACUACUGCUACUCCUCAACAAAUGGUUGAGGUUUUUUCUGAAAAUAAAAUUAGAUUUAUUGAGACAGGAUUAGCUCAUGGCACAUUAACUGCUCAUUACAAUGGCAGAGAUUUUCAGGUAACCACUCUUCGUUAUGAUAUCAAAACAGAUGGCCGUCAUGCAAAAGUUGAGUUUACAAAUGACUGGAAAUUGGAUGCUGAACGACGUGACUUGACUUUCAAUAGCAUGAGCAUGGAUGUAAAUGCUGUACUAUAUGAUUAUUUCAAUGGAGAAAAUGAUUUAAAACAAGGCGUGGUUCGUUUUGUUGGCAAUGUUGAAAACCGCAUUCGAGAAGACUAUUUACGCAUAUUACGUUAUUUUCGUUUUUAUGGUCGCAUAGCUCCAAAUAUUCAUAGUCAUGAUGAAAAGACAUUAAACACUAUUAAAACCUUAUCAGAAGGACUGAAGAAUUUAGCUGUAGAAAGAAUCUGGUUAGAAGUUAGCAAAAUUUUAACUGGUCCACUUGCUCCUCACUUACUUUUGUUGAUGCAGCAGCUUAAUGUUACAGAAAGUAUCGGUUUUCCUAUAGUCCUUGAAGAUAAUUUAAAGUUAUUUGAAACAGUUUGGACACAAACUCGGAAUGUGGAUGUCUCUCCUGUUACCCUGCUUGUAACUCUUUUAGAAAAUGAAAAGAUAAUGGAAGACUUUGGAUCUAAGUGGAAAUUAUCUAAUAAAGAACGUAUUAUGGGCUUGUUUAUUAUUUCGCAUAGAUCUUUGCGCAAUUAUUCUGAAAAGUGUCCAUUAAAACCUUACCAAGAUUUAAUUGUAUUAAAUUCAAGUAAAGGAGAUGCCUCGGUGCGCGAACGCGUCCGUCAAUUGAUGUUUUAUCAUGGAAAAAUUACUGAAAGUUUUGAAUUAGAUAAGUGGGAUAUACCCAUAUUUCCGAUUACAGGCUUAGACUUAAAAAAUUGUGGAAUAAAACAAGGACCAGAGUUUGGUAAAAUUUUAAUUAAGUUAAAAAAGAUUUGGAUGAAUAGUUAUUAUUGCGAUUCUAAAGAAGAUCUAUUAAAAAAGAUACCUGAAAUUUCAAAAUUAAAAUAACCGAAUUUCAAAACAAAAAAAAAAAAAAAAAAAAUUUUGCUUCGAAAUUUAUUAUUGAAUUGUUUUUUUUUUUUUUUUUUUUUAAAUUCAUAAUUAUAACCUUAUUACAACUCUUAUUUUUGAAAAUAUAAACAUUAGUUUCGGC